AUGUUAGUGGAACGUCCCUACAGCCUGUCACGGGGACUCAUGACGCUGUCCAGUUUCACCUUGUGGGCAUGGGCACUGGAAGGUAUCGCCUUUUGGUUGCUUGGAUACAUUGCUCUCACCGCGGACACUACGAGCGACAUGGACCACGUUGCUGCCAAACAAUGGAUGUACCGAAUUGCCGCCGUUCUAUGGGAAAUUGCUGCACCCACCAGUUUGCUAGUCUCUUCUAUUGUCAAGCAUGUGCUUUGGCCACAUGCACUUCAGGGCAAUGGUGCAACAAAGUCUUCAAUUUUUAAGCAUCCUAAUGCAUUGCUGGAGCAUAAUUUGAACAGCUUGGCAGCACUCAUUGAAGUUGGGUUUUUGGGAGGCUUGCCGGUGAGAAGGAGAGAUGCCUCCUUCGCCGUUCUCUUUGGUUUGACCUACGUCGCCUACACCUAUGGCAUGGUACAUUCCUGGCCUCAGGGAGUGACAGACAAGAAGAAGGACAACACAAACGGCAACGAUGAUGAUGACAUAAAGAGCAAACUAGACUCUACCCGGCAACCGAUACAGCAAAGCCCAGGACCACAAUUCAUCUAUCCCUUCUUUGAUACGACACUGCCCGGCUUUUUGACAACCUAUUUUUUAUUGGGAUUGCUGGCAGUGCUCUUGAUGAGCCAUCUCUUGUUUUCUUUGGCCAACGUUCUGGUCAAGCGGUCUCCUAUGCUUUCCGUGCCGCUCAUUGCAGCCGCAGUUUGCCGGUUCCGCGAUUGA
Seminavis robusta is the source of this 753-nucleotide messenger RNA. Lineage: Eukaryota; Bacillariophyta; Bacillariophyceae; Naviculales; Naviculaceae. The record is from the annotation of a GenBank genome assembly.